Molecule: messenger RNA, 1376 nt
Organism: Morus notabilis
Lineage: Eukaryota; Viridiplantae; Streptophyta; Magnoliopsida; Rosales; Moraceae
Product: protein CHAPERONE-LIKE PROTEIN OF POR1, chloroplastic
Exons: 5
Coding region: 192-1037 (281 amino acids)
Cellular component (GO): chloroplast membrane
Source: RefSeq, a predicted model, not a curated record
AUGUGGCAGCAUAUUAUUUUGAUUUAACAAAAAACAAGCAAUAUUCUCGAGUUGGGACAGGAGAGGAGGAGGGUUUAGUCCUUUUGUCUUGCUCUUUCAAAGCCCUUUCUCGCAAGCUCCUGCGAUUUUACUAUCCAUUGUCCGAAGAAAACCUCCCAGUGUGAGUGACAAUCUGUGGUGUAUUGUGAAAAAUGACUGUGUCCGGUCUUACUGGUAGCCCUUCAAGAUGUUGUGUCCGGAUACCUGUAAGCAGUUCCGGGUCGUUAUGCGGGCAAGUUCCGGAUUUUCCUUGUAUUGGGAAACCUGCAGAAAAGAUCAAGGUACUUCGUCUUGGAAGAAAUUAUUUGAUUGGUUCUACGCAAAGGUGGAAUACAAGAAAAUUUCAACCGAUCAAAUGUGCAAUGGAUGCUUCUUAUGGUGAUAUGACAAAUGAACCAACUGUUAUCUUUCCUAGGAUUAAUGUGAGGGACCCAUACAAACGACUUGGUAUAAGUAGGGAGGCUUCGGAAGAUGAAAUUCAAGCUGCAAGGAACUUUCUUAUUCGACAGUAUGAGGGGCACAAACCUAGUGUAGAUGCAAUUGAAUCAGCUCAUGAUAAGAUAAUCAUGCAGAAAUUUUAUGAGAGAAAGAACCCAAAAAUCGAUAUUAAGAAAAAGGUCAGGGAAGUCAGUCAGUCUCGUGUUAUGCAGGCUGUGAGGAGUAGAUUUCAAACACCGUCGACGCAGUUCAUCAUAAAAACAUCUAUUGCAUUUAUUGUACUUGGAGCGCUUACCGUUCUCUUUCCAACUGAAGAAGGCCCAACUCUUCAGGUAGCCAUUUCUCUGUUGGCAACGAUUUACUUUGUGUUUGAUCGGCUGAAGAGUAAACUCCGAGCCUUUCUCUACGGUGCCGGAUCAUUCAUCGUCUCAUGGCUCUUGGGAACCUUCCUGAUGGUGUCUGUAAUUCCACCUAUACUUAAAGGACCCAGGAGUUUUGAAGUCACAACUUCAUUGAUGACCUAUUUGCUACUCUGGGUUUCUUCCACCUAUUUGAAGUAGUGUCCUACUUAUUUGUGAACCCCAAUUUUGCUGGACUCAACUACACCGCAAUUCUCGAUGAUUUAGCUUAUGGACAGGUUUCAACUUUCUAGUUACAGCUUCUCAACUUUCUGACAGCAGUUUGUUUGCAAGCCUCCUAGUUUAGAAGAGAGAGAAUUGUGGAAGUCAUCACUUUUGUUUUCCAAAGAAGGGUGUAAAACAAGAUGAAAGAAGGCUCACUAGUUUAAGCCAAUACAUGAAUUUCCUCAUUUCCCCGUUCUGUUUUUUAUUACAUGGAUGGAGUAUGUAAGUACAAUUACAUUUUGUUGGUUAUUAUAUUGUUAUGUUCUUUGCUUGGCA